AUGAUCUAUAUCCUCAACAAGCUUCAACAAGCCCGUCUCGCUCGUGGUAUUCAACAUGCCCGCCAGUACUUGCGUUCUGCCAUUGCUCGUGAUUUUCAAAGACAAGGCUUCCUAUCUAGUGAACAAGUGGAGACCAUCCUCCGUGGUGGAUCCAUCUCUACCUCUGUGAAUACUGACAUGGACACCCAAGGUUUUGAAUCCUCUGCUGCCUCUUCUUCUUCCUCCCCAGUGUUUGCCACUGGUGCUGCUGCUUCCUCCCUCGCUGGUGCUGUCUUUGAAUCCGCCUCCCUCUCUUCUUCUUUACCGCCAUCCUCACCUGCUCCUCCUGCUCUCACCCUAACCACUUGGAAUGCCAAUGGCCUUGUCCGUCAAACCGUCAAUACUGUUACUGACUAUCUAAGUGAUUUUUCUCUCAUUUUCAUCACUGAAACAUGGUUACUCCCUCCGUUACGCUUCCCCACAACAUGGCAGCAGUUCCAUACCUAUGGUAAACGAGUCUCUGGUGAUCCUCAUCACACACAUCGUGGCCAACAAGGUAUCACACUUUUUGUGAACCCCACUUGUCCCUACCCAGUCAUGCCUCUGCCUUCCCGCUCUCCCUAUGUCUUUUCUUGCCGUGUCUCCAAAUACCUUAUACAUUGCCUGUAUUUGCCACCAUCCUUGUCGGAUCAAGAAGUAGCUACUCUCUUUGAGGGCCCUGAUGCUUUGGAACAAGAUGCCAACACCAUCCUUUGUGGUGAUUUCAAUGCUCGAAGUCAAGCCCUGCUUGGUGACACUGCUACCUACACUCGUGGUUCGUGGCUGCAUGAAUUCAUCCUGUCCAAUGGAUUGCACUGCUGGAAUGCGCUUUUGGCGUAUGGUAUCCCUACCCUCUCUUCACCAAGUCGGUUGGACAAUGCUCAAGUUGGACAUACAUCGUGGAAUAGUAUUGUUGAUCUGAUCAUCAGCUACUCCCCCCUUCUUGAACCUACCAUGACCAUCCAUGAUGCCAAUCUUGGCUCUGACCGUGUGCCUGUGUCUCUCUCCUUUGUUCCCACUACUGCUCCACCUCCUGCUGCUCCUCAUCCUCGUCUUCUCUGGAAAUUGUCAUUAUUGGAUGAUCACAAGAGUGUAGAGCACUACCGGGCUUUGUUUAGGGUAGAAAUAUCCCCUAUCAAAACUGCACUAUUGGCAGAAGUUAAGUACACACUAGACAUGCUCAAUCACAACCACAGUACCUCUACUCACGCCAACUCUUCAAAUAUCUCUAGACCCCAUCCACCGGAUGUAGAUAUGUUGGCUGAUAGCCUCACGCGGGCUAUCCAUACCAGUUUGGACAAAUCAGUUGGUCGCCAAAAGCCUCCUGGUCCUCGUGGUAAUGCUCGGUUCUGGACUGAUUCACUCCAACACUUGGUUGAAUUACGUGAGGACGCUCGAAGGGCUUGGAAACGAGCUCCUGAGGGCGUAGGUAAAGCUCUGCACAACUGCCUAUAA
Molecule: messenger RNA, 1473 nt
Organism: Mucor velutinosus
Lineage: Eukaryota; Fungi; Mucoromycota; Mucoromycetes; Mucorales; Mucoraceae
Product: glycoside hydrolase 3 protein
Exons: 2
Coding region: 1-1473 (490 amino acids)
Molecular function (GO): catalytic activity
Source: RefSeq, a predicted model, not a curated record